AUGCCACCAACCACAAUGCGAGCCGUCGUACUCAAAGGCGACUUCGAGGUGGCCGUCGAAGACCGUCCAUACCCCAAGAUCCAAAAACCGACCGACGCGAUUCUGAAAGUCUCGUCCACAGCUCUCUGUGGAUCGGAUCUGCAUUAUUACCGCGGUCAUCUCAAGUGUCCGCCGAAUUUCAUCUGUGGUCAUGAGUUUGUGGGUUCGGUUGUUGAGAAAGGGGAUGAUGUUAAGGGGUUUAAGGAAGGCGACAAAGUCGUAGUCCCCUUCUACACCGCCUGCCAAGAAUGCUACUUCUGCGUCCGUGGUCAAGCAUCUCGUUGCUCCAAAGGCGAGCUCUUCGGAAACUCUGUACCAGCAAAUACUAUCGACGGCGGGCAGGCUGAGUAUGUUCGAGUUCCACUUGCGGACACUACUUUGGUGAAGACACCCUCGAAUAUCCCGGAGGAAAUGCUCGUGCUCAUGGCGGAUAUCUUCCCCACGGGCUAUUUUGCCGCGUCACGAUUUCUGAAGAAUUUGCCGCAGCGGGAUAAGGAUGAGUACACGACUGUGGUCAUUGGGUGUGGGCCAGUUGGUAUCUGUGCAAUUACUUGUGCUCUGACCAUGGUGAAGACGGUAUAUGCUAUCGAUAGCGUGCCGGAACGACUGGCAGAGGCAGAGAAGAUAGGCGCGAUUCCUAUAAACCUGAACGACAACCCGGUCGAGAAAAUCAAAGCCGCUAGUGGAGGACGUGGAGCAGAUGUGGUGAUGGAGGUUGUGGGCCACGCCGAUGCUUUCAUGCUUGCAUUCGAUAUGAUUCGUCCUUGGGGUCAGAUCUCCAGUAUUGGUGUGCAUACCGAGCAGCUGCCGUUGAAUGGCUUGUUGUGCUAUGGCAAGAACGUUACGAUGUCGUUUGGUCGAUGUCCCGUGCGGAGCCUGUUUGAAGAGGCGCUGGAGGUACUUGUGAAGGAGCAGAAGAAGGUGGCGUUCUUGUGUGGGAAGACAAUGAGUCUAGAGGAUGCCCCGCAGGCUUACAAGGACUUUGAAGCGAGGAAGGUGCACAAGAUUGUGUUCAAGAUGCCGGGUGAAGAGGUUGGUGGUGCAGUUGCGGAAAAGGUCUGA
Molecule: messenger RNA, 1101 nt
Organism: Lithohypha guttulata
Lineage: Eukaryota; Fungi; Ascomycota; Eurotiomycetes; Chaetothyriales; Trichomeriaceae
Exons: 4
Coding region: 1-1101 (366 amino acids)
Molecular function (GO): oxidoreductase activity; zinc ion binding
Source: RefSeq, a predicted model, not a curated record